ACUAUGACUUGAAUUAGCUGGGAUUAAAAACAGAAUAACUAAAGAUCGUAGUGUUGCACGGUAUUACUAUAAGGUUGACGCAAACACUUUUUAUGGAUUUAUUGUUUGUAUAAAAGCUGACAUUACAUGACUGCUAAAGUAGUACACCCCCCCUACAACUAUAAUGGUAUGUUCCUAACAAUGACGCGCCACCCCAGGGCAAGGAAGCAUACCCUAUUAGCUAGUUAGCCAUCAAACAAUUGUCUCAUUCUCAAGAAGUGCGCGGAAACCGCAUUUAGUGCAUUUUCGCACAGUCCUGUGCAGCAGGUAGGAAAUUGAAUGAACACCCGCGUGCAAUAACAGAAUGUCUGGUUCUGCGCCUCCAACCCCGCCGGACGAUGGUGCCGACACGUGCGGGUUGGCUGCUUUUCUUCCUCCCGGGUAUCAAGCCUUCAAACCGGAGGACCAUGGCCUAGACCGCAGCUUUCGGCUAACGGCCUUCUCCGACCUGAAGGGAUGAGGUUGUAAAGUCCCCCAGGAGACUCUGCUCAAACUCCUGGAGGGACUUGAACCUGGUCGGCCAGAUGCAGCGACCGGAGAGGACGGCGUCCCCGCGGCAGGUGCGGGUGAUGAGGCGUCUGAAUUCGGUCAUCUCGCACCCCGAUUAGGUAUCGGCCUGGACUCCUGUGUCAUCCCCCUGAGGCACGGGGGCCUGUCCCUGGUCCAGACCACCGACUUCUUUUACCCCUUGGUGGAGGAUCCUUACAUGAUGGGGCGCAUCGCGUGUGCUAACGUGCUCAGUGACCUCUAUGCCAUGGGCAUCACCGAAUGUGACAACAUGCUGAUGCUCCUCAGCGUCAGCCAGAAGAUGAAUGACAAGGAGAGGGAUGCGGUGAUGCCGCUGAUGAUAAAGGGCUUCCGUGACGCGGCGGAGGAGGGCGGGACUUCCGUGACGGGUGGCCAGACCGUCAUCAACCCCUGGAUCAUCAUCGGGGGCGUGGCCACCGUGGUGUGCCAGCCCAACGACUUCAUCAUGCCAGACAGUGCGGUACCAGGGGAUGUGCUAGUCCUCACCAAACCUCUUGGCACACAGGUGGCAGUCAACGCCCAUCAGUGGCUCGACCUGCCGGAUAGAUGGAACAAGAUCAAACUGGUCAUCUCUAAGGAAGAAGUGGAACAGGCGUACCAGGAAGCCAUGUUGAACAUGGCCAUGCUCAACCGCACAGCUGCGACCCUCAUGCACAAGUUCAAUGCGCACGCGGCCACUGACAUCACCGGCUUUGGCAUCCUGGGCCACGCACGCAACCUGGCACAGCAGCAGCGCAACGAGGUGGCCUUCGUCAUCCACAACCUGCCCAUCAUUUCCAAGAUGGCCGCCGUCAGCAAGGCCUGCGGCAACCUCUUCGGCCUGAUGCAGGGCACCUCCUCAGAGACCUCAGGAGGCCUGCUGAUCUGUCUUCCUCGGGAGCAGGCGGCUCGCUUCUGUGCGGAGAUGAAGGCUAGUCGGCAGCAGGGCCAGGGUGGCCUGGCUACUUCCACCUCCACCACCACCACCACCACCUCCUCGUCCUCCUCUGGAGGGGCCGUGACUCCAGGCCCCGAGGGCCAGGGCGACGGCCAGCAGGCCUGGAUCAUCGGCAUCGUGGAGAAGGGCAACCGCUGCGCCCGCAUCAUCGACAAGCCGCGCAUCAUCGAGGUGCCCUUCCGCGGCUCCCCCGGCGCCGAGGCCAACAACAACAGCAGCAACAACAGCACCAGCCCGCCCCCGCCUCCGGCCCAGACCCCACCCGUCUCCUAGACGGAGGCAGGCCAGUGACGGGGCAAAAUGGAGUCAUUAUACUUACAAUCUAGUGCCACAUAUUACAAAUGGCGUUGGAUUGACCUGUCCAAUUCAGCCAGGUCGUUGGCUGGUUAAAAGAUCACCUGGAGGGUAUUCUUGGUUUAGUGAUAAACCUGGCUUAGUUAACCGACAGGAAGUGCUGACCCUGCUAAUAAAUAGCCCACAGGUGUCAUUUGGUGAAGAACAUGAGGACUCCAGGCUCUUCUAUUAGAUGAUUUACCACUACCCUCAAGGUAGACUCCACUUGGUUUACUACUGAGCCAGGUUCUUGGAGUACUCUCCUGGUUGAGUUGGACAGGUGAAAAACGAGGUCAUUUGGAACAUGUAGCUCUGGGAUGAAUUUCUCGAAAGUGUAGUUGCUAACUAUGGUAGCUACUUUGUUGGUCGCAAUGCAAUAUCCCAUUGGCAACUACCAAAGUUGCUAACAGUUAACAACUACGCUUUCGAGAAAUGCACCCCUGAAUUGUAACUGAUGAAUCCAUGUUGCCCAUCACUGA
Messenger RNA from Engraulis encrasicolus (European anchovy), 2316 nucleotides. RefSeq names its product selenophosphate synthetase 3 (gene sephs3). Gene Ontology annotation, cellular component: cytoplasm. Lineage: Eukaryota; Metazoa; Chordata; Actinopteri; Clupeiformes; Engraulidae. The transcript is spliced from 8 exons. The record is from RefSeq and is a predicted model, not a curated record. Gene Ontology annotation, biological process: L-selenocysteine biosynthetic process. Gene Ontology annotation, molecular function: selenide, water dikinase activity; ATP binding.